AAUUGAUGUCUCAUGCUCAAAUGCUGUUCGUUUCCAUUUCAACUCCAGUUGUCUCAAGUGAGACAAGUUAAAUGCAAGUAGUUGACAACAAUUGAGGCAUUUUCCAUAUUUGUUAGUGUUAUCGCAGUACAUAUUUUAUAAUUUUUAUAUUUUCUUAAAUAAUGAACGGAUUAGUUGCUCUUGUAACUGGUGGUGCAUCUGGUUUGGGACUUGGUGUUGUACGAAGAUUUAUAAAAGAAGGUGCCAAAGUUGCUGUUGCUGAUUUACCAAGAUCUAAAGGAAAUGAAAUUGCUAAAGAGCUUGGAGAAUCUGCUACUUUUAUACCAACGGAUGUUACAUCGGAGGACGAUGUAACUGCUGCUAUAGAUACAAUAAGUAAGAAGUUCCAAAAAUUAAAUGUCGUGGUAAAUGCAGCAGGAAUAGCUGUUGCCCACAAAGUGUAUAAUUUUAAUAAAAAUGCUCCACAUCAAGCAGAUACUUUUACGAAAGUGCUUCAUGUAAAUACUUUUGGAACAUUUAACGUUAUUAGAUUAUCUAUACCACUUCUGCAUAAAAACGAGCCAGACAAAGAUGGACAACGUGGAGUAAUAAUUAAUACAGCAAGCAUUGCGGCAUUUGAUGGACAAAUGGGUCAGGUGGCAUACUCUGCUAGCAAAGGUGCAAUUGUUGGUAUGACUUUGCCGUUGGCUCGCGACCUCGCUACAGCUGGCAUUCGUGUUGUUACAAUCGCUCCAGGAUUAUUUGAUACACCGAUGCUAGGAAGUUUACCAGAGAAAGUGCGUGAAUUUUUAACGAGAACAGUACCAUUUCCAAACAGAUUGGGUAAUCCUGAUGAAUAUGCCAAUCUAGCACAACAUAUUGUUGAAAAUCAUCUCCUAAAUGGAGAAGUGAUAAGAUUAGAUGGUGCUCUCAGAAUGCAGCCUUGAAUGCAAGUUUGUUAAUAAUUUUAUAUUGUUUAUAUGAACAUGGAACGUGGAUAAAGGAUUUUCAUAAACAUGGAUGUUAUAAAUAAAAAUAAUUAUGAAUAAAA
Molecule: messenger RNA, 1030 nt
Organism: Frieseomelitta varia
Lineage: Eukaryota; Metazoa; Arthropoda; Insecta; Hymenoptera; Apidae
Gene: scu
Product: 3-hydroxyacyl-CoA dehydrogenase type-2
Exons: 3
Coding region: 162-926 (254 amino acids)
Biological process (GO): fatty acid metabolic process; androgen metabolic process; estrogen metabolic process
Cellular component (GO): mitochondrion
Molecular function (GO): estradiol 17-beta-dehydrogenase [NAD(P)+] activity
Source: RefSeq, a predicted model, not a curated record